Messenger RNA from Rhagoletis zephyria (snowberry fruit fly), 1434 nucleotides. Lineage: Eukaryota; Metazoa; Arthropoda; Insecta; Diptera; Tephritidae. The record is from RefSeq and is a predicted model, not a curated record.
GCUGAAUCCUGCUGACCGGAAUGAUCGACAGCCAUCUGACGACACUACCACUAAAGCUGAGGAAAAGUUGCUAAACUCGGCUGAAAAUGUGAUAACUACUACUAAAUGUGAUUCUGAGAGCACCUCAGACGGGGACACCACAACAGUGGUCAGUGAGAGGAGAAAGGCGGUGCUGCAAGUCAAACAGUUAUCAGCUGACUCAGAUACUUUUAACAACAAUAACAACAACAACAACAGCGGUGACAGCAAGUCCGAUCCAAACGACUCCAACGUCCUCCUCACUGAGACGCUCAGCUCGCUGAGUGCGGAAAGCACCGCCAAAGGUAACCGCUACGAGUGGCUGCAGUCGUUGCCCAGCAAUGUCAAAGACCUCAUGGGACAGCUCUUUCCAACGGCAACGAACGGCACAAGGUGUUCAGAGGGAGCAGAAAACACCGAUCCGAACACUGCAGCGACCGAGGCGGCGGCCAACUUUGAGCGCAUCUACGAGCUCAAUCCUGAACUGCUGAAGGCGCUCAUUGAGAACGUCAAAACCAAUGCCCGUCUGGUGCAGCUGAGACGGGAGUUUGACCGGCUGAUGUGCUCUCACCUGAAAGCCAUUGGCCAUGAGGUGAAGAGCAGCGGCAGCAGCUGUAAUGGAAAGGGCAAAAAGUCAUCAUCUUCCUCUACCCAGAAAAACUCAACUCCAGCCAAACGGAAAAAAGCAAAUGACGAGACUUUGAGUGCAUUUGAGAAGUCGCCAAGUCGGGAAAGAGCAUCAAAGUUUGCUGCAACAGCAUCGGCCAACAACAACUGCUGUUGCCAUCAGCAGCAACAGCAGCAGCAGCCCGAACAGCUAAACAGCAGCGAAAGCAGCAAGUCCAACACCUCAAAUCAUCAGCACCAGAAUCAUCACUUAAUGGUUUCGGAUGGCGACUCAGGCGGCGAGUUCACGGCCACCACAGUGACUAAUGAUUUUGGAGCGACUAAUAAUAACAUGACAACCACGACUAAUGCAGCACUUAAAACGACGACUGCCAACAGCAGCAGCAGCCCCAGCAAUAGCAGCAGCACUGUCAACACCGAUGAUGAACUUUCCUCACUGCUGAACCAGAUUGCCGUCUGCUCGGCAAAGAUUAUCGAGCAGCAACAGCAGCAGCUUUCAGGCAGUGGACACCAACAACAGCAACAGCAGCCACCGCUGUACAACCAUCUGCAGAACAUGCACUUGACGGGCGAGCCGGAAAUGUCUGCCAAUGCCUUCAUCUUUGAUCCUAACGUCGACGUGGAGAGCUUCCUGAAUGAGGUGGAAAAGGAGCUGGAUGACAACUGUUACGCCUCGGCGCCGCCCUUCAUGGCUCGCAAUGCUGCAAUGUCGCAGAAUCUGCCACCGACUAUGGCUGGAAAUAGUGGUCUGGUUGAUGAGGCUUCCUACGCUCAACUGUCACCACAUCG